Elgaria multicarinata webbii is the source of this 4289-nucleotide messenger RNA. RefSeq names its product zinc finger DHHC-type palmitoyltransferase 18 (gene ZDHHC18). The record is from RefSeq and is a predicted model, not a curated record. The transcript is spliced from 8 exons. The coding region runs from base 46 to 1119 and encodes 357 amino acids. Gene Ontology annotation, cellular component: endoplasmic reticulum; Golgi apparatus. Gene Ontology annotation, molecular function: protein-cysteine S-palmitoyltransferase activity. Gene Ontology annotation, biological process: peptidyl-L-cysteine S-palmitoylation; protein targeting to membrane. Lineage: Eukaryota; Metazoa; Chordata; Lepidosauria; Squamata; Anguidae.
UCUGGACCGGGGAAGCCAGCCGCCGCCGCCGCCGCCGCCGCCAUCAUGAAGGAAUGCGAAUACCGGCAGAUUCCUCCGGGCACCCCAGCCGCGCCUCCCUCCUCCGAGCCGCCGGUGCCGCCGCCGGCCUCCGUGGGAGUCACCACGACCCCGGCGCACCGGCCCCGCCGCAAAUGGGAGGUCUUCCCCGGGCGCAACCGCUUCUACUGCGGCGGCCGCCUCAUGCUGGCCCGCCACAGCGGCGUCUUCCUCCUCACGCUCGGCCUCAUCGUGGUCACCAGCGGCCUCUUCUUCGCCUUCGACUGCCCCUUCCUGGCUCGUAACCUGACCUUGGCCAUUCCUAUCAUUGCUGGCAUCCUGUUCUUUUUUGUCAUCAGUUCUUUGCUACAGACCAGCUUCAGAGACCCUGGUAUCCUGCCCAGAGCCACCCCCAGUGAAGCUGCUGACCUUGAGAAAUGGAUUGACAAUCUGGGCACCUCCACUUAUCGGCCACCUGCCCGCACCAUGGAAGUAGUUAUAAACAAGUACAUGGUGAAGUUGAAAUACUGUUACACUUGCAAAAUGUUCCGUCCUCCUAGGACCUCCCACUGCAGUGUCUGUGACAACUGUGUAGAACGGUUUGAUCACCACUGCCCCUGGGUGGGCAACUGCGUGGGGAAGCGGAACUAUCGAUACUUCUAUGCCUUCAUCCUCUCUCUCUCCUUCCUGACAGCCUUCAUCUUUGCUUGCGUCAUCACCCAUCUUGCUCUGCGCUCCCAGGGAAAUGAUUUCCUUGCUGUUUUGAAAGCAACACCAGCAAGUGUGUUGGAAUUGGUGAUCUGUUUUUUCUCAGUCUGGUCUAUUUUUGGCCUCUCAGGGUUUCACACUUACUUAGUUGCCUCCAACCUGACGACCAAUGAGGAUCUCAAAGGGGCAUGGUCAAAUAAGAGAGGCUCCGAAUUUGCCAAUCCCUACAGCCAUAAAAGUAUCCUCACCAACUGCUGUGCAGUGCUCUGUGGACCAUUCUAUCCCAGUCUAAUAGACAGAAGAGGAUUUAUCCAGGCAGAUGCUGGGACCCCGUCCACUCCUAAGAGUGAAAUCCCUUCCUUUGGAACGAAAUCUGAUGCCAGCAUGGUAUGAGCCAAUCCUUAGCAGUGCUGACACAUAGUCCUGUGCCUAUGUCUACUUCCAGCUGGUGCCUCUCCUUCAUUUAACAUUUCCUGGGCUCAGGCAGGACAACCUUGUGUGGCAGAGCUUCCAAAGUUCCUACUCAAACCAUAUGCCAUCGUCUCUUGGUUGAUUUUUAUUUGGUUUGGUGUUUACCCAGUGGGAUUUACCUGAACUUUGUGGACUGUUGCAGUUAAGCCUCUAAGUGGGCCCUACUGUCACACAGGAGAAAAGAGGGUUGAAACUUAGAGCCAAAAAUGCCCAUGGUUGGGAGAUGCCAGCUUCUUGAGAACCAUCCAUUCUUGGAGGAUCCGCAGCAGGAAUUGGUUGAAAAGAGCAUAGUCGUUUGCACGGGGAUCCGGCAGUGGGAAGGGGUUGGGGGAACAGAGGUAUCAUCUCCCUAAACUGCACUGCAGAUUAUUUUAAAACUUGCUCUUUGGUGAAAGUGGACAUCUUUGAUGUUAGUCUGUCUUUCCUGCCAUGCCGCAAGAGCACCAUGAAGAAUAAUGGGUGCUUGCCCAAGCUGUAAGGCAGAGAGGUGAACCGUUUUGAGGACACAGCACUCCUUGCCUAGCAGCUAGUGUGGCUUGCUAAGCUGGUUUGCCUGGGAAGACUCUCCUGCUCCUCCUACUGGUGGGAGUUAGAGGGAUGCAUAGAGUAGAAGAUCCCUAGGAAGGAUCAUGAGUGCAUCUAUUGGAUCAGUGGCAGAAAAUGGUUUCUCACUCUGGGAACUGACCCAGAGUUGUCCUUUGUUUCAGUUGAAUGAGGACUACGACAACAGGCUGAACACAGCCCAGUGAGGUUAUUUGUUUAAUAGUUAGAAGAAAAUUAAGCAAACCCAUCUGAGUUUCUGAAAUGAUGUCAACAGAGGGGGUGCAUAGUCACCUGGUGUGUACAGAUAGCAGAGCUAUUUUUGUGGGGGCUGAAGGUCUGUACAUAGAAGACACGUUGACCAAAGGCUGUGUUCAAGGAGGAAUCCAGAGAGAAACCUUCCUGCAUUAUCCAAAACCAAAUUGAUUUUUUACUGUAGGAAGUUGAGUCCAUUCGCUUGGAUUGUUGACCAAUCAUAUAAAGAGGGAAGCGUCGUGAUCCUUCCUAUUGGACUUACUGUGCCUCCCAUCCUGUUGUGUGAGCCUUUGACGUAAAUAGGAAUGCUAAAGACAUGUUAAAUACUUGAAAUGUGUUUAUUAAAAGCUGCUGGGUAUUUUUGCACACAUUUUGUAGAUUUUUCUAAGGUGUAUUUUUUUUAAAGUGGUUUUGCUAUAUAAAAACCUGUGUUCAAGGGAUUUAGAAACCAGGAUAGAUUUUUUUAAAUUAUUUUUUACAGCAGUGGAAUUUGUGUAUCAAGUAAUUACAAACAAAAGGUUGUGUAAGCUGUUAUUCCCUGGUCUCUACCAGCCCAUAUGGACUUGUGGGGGCUAGAUCUUCCUCAUCCCUAUUGACCUAGAGUUUGUGAGAGACAGUUUAAAAUCUCAAAGGAACAAAUCAAGUGUGUGAAUGUGCCUUCUCUACCCCACUUCUGCAGAGGAUCAAGAAAGCUUGAACAUUACGGGGCUUUUUAAAUUGAAAUCAUUGAGGUCAUAUCUCAGGAAUUUGCCCUAAAAGCUGUUAAGUUAGGGAUUGGAGAAAGAACAAGUUGAGUCUUCCCUUUUGCUUCUUCAGGGCCAGGUGUGACAUCCAUCAGUGGUUUGGAGUAGCACCACCCCCUUUAGCAGAAUGUCCUUGAAGGCCAACAGUGGCAAACAGGCACGUGGCAGACUUCUUCCAUUGAUCACGCACAAUGUCAGAGAGAUUUGUAAGGCUGCCCCAAGAUGGGCGGCAACUUACCCAACCCUGUUAAAACAGAAUUGUCACAGUUCCUUCCUCCGUUGUUUGCAUGUGCAUUUUGCGGGGGAAGGAGGUGAUUACCAUUUUCAGUGUCGCAUACUUUGUUAGCUGACCUGCACCUUUUUCCAUUCUAAGAAGAGUGGUGUUAAUAGAGGAAGCAUUUCUGAGCUCUCUUUGCACCUAUGCCCUGAGUUGAAGCAGCUCCUGCAGGAGAUCAAAGGCAUUUCUAUGCCUGCCUGUUUUUAUUUUAUAUCGUGAUGAUGAUUUGCGUAUGCUUGCUGCACAAUCUGUUUGCCUGACAAAUCAGAAUUCUUACAAGAAAGACAGAGGAGUGCACAUAAUCAACAAUCCCUUUCUAGAAUUUGGAGCUGCACUUAAGAGCACCAUACCAAGACAUUCUGAUGGGGUUCAGAAACUUCACGGCAGCUUCCAGCUAUCAAAUGUCUGGGCUAGAAUGCAUGAUCCUCUGCCCUUUGGACUGCAUCCGGAUGGGCAGCAUUUGGCUCAUUCGUGGUGCAGAACUGAAGGUUUUGCUAACGGACACCUCUUGGAGUGUUGCUGGUCUCGGGAAUUUCUUAUCCUGUGAAAUAUAGGCAGUUCUAAGCAAUAUGCCGGCUGAUAUAUGAGGCAGGUGCUUGUAUUCUGUGCCAUUAAGGCAUGUGCCAAACCCAAGGAUGUGGUGGGGGCAUUCCCUUGAUAAUAACGGGCUUGAACCUUCACGUUCAGCCUGCAGAGGCUGCUGUGCCACUUCUGCCGUGAAAGAUGCUUGGAGCCAUGAUGAGAAUCUUUCUUUCUUUCUUUUUCUUGCAUCACCUUCUUGAGCAGCUGCUGUUCCCAGUACAGCUGCAUUAACAAUCUCCUCUGUGAUGGUGCACUUCCAAAAGUAGCCUUUCCAUUGAGGCCCAUAUAGCUCCGGCAUUACGUGCAGAAAGGCUUGCAGCUUUGCUUUCAGGAGGUGUUCAUAAAUUGGAAACACUCUUCUUCCCCCCUUGUACAGCUUUCCAGGAACAUAAUGAGAAAGGAGGGAGAGAUAGUUCCUGGCUUAUAUAAACUAGGCACACCAAUUGAAGCCCAUCCUCGACCACGCUUUGAGAGGGGUAGCCUUGUCCACUUCUCAGGGAAGGAAGCUCUUCUUGUUGAAGGGGAAUUUCAGGCCAACUUUCAACACACAAUCACAUUCUUAACGUUUGUGUGAGGGGGGGAGGCAAGGACUGUAGCAGUGUUACCUUUGUGUGGGGAAACUCUCUUGCGGUAUUGAAGCGAGUUCCCUUUGUUACUUACUUUUGUAAUAAAAAAAAUACUUUUUAAAGAGUUAA